GGAAAAAAGAACUGCGCCUGCGCACAAAUCCUACUAGCCGCUAGUGGGAUUGGUGCCCGCCUUUCUCCUUCCGGUUUUGCCCGAGAUAGAAAUGGCGGUACCGGCUUCCAACGCUAGCAAUCCCAUCGUUUUCUUCGAUAUCAGUAUCGGGGGGCAGGAGGUGGGUCGGAUGAAAGUAGAACUUUUUGCAGACGUUGUACCGAAAACUGCAGAGAACUUCAGGCAAUUCUGUACUGGCGAAUUCAGGAAAGAUGGGGUCCCCAUAGGCUACAAAGGAAGCACAUUCCAUAGGGUAAUAAAGGAUUUCAUGAUCCAGGGUGGCGACUUUGUUAACGGGGAUGGCACUGGAGUUGCGAGCAUUUACAGAGGUCCAUUUACAGAUGAGAACUUCAAACUAAAACACUCUACACCUGGGCUUUUAUCCAUGGCUAACAGCGGCCCAGGGACAAAUGGUUGCCAAUUUUUUAUCACAUGCUCAAAGUGCGAUUGGCUGGAUGGAAAACAUGUGGUAUUUGAAUGUCCCCACAGGUCCCAACAACAAGCCCAAGUUGCCAGUUGUGAUUGCUCAGUGCGGGGAAAUGUAACCAAAGCUAUCCAUCAAACAGUAUCUACUUGUCUCAUAUCUGCCUAUUUGUUAUUGCUAUCCCCCCCCCCGGAUGUGUCCAGGUUUUGUUUGAGAGAAUGGGCAUUAGUAACUAGAAAAAAAUAUUUGCUCAUUUCUAGCUCCCAGGGUUUUCUGUGCUACUGACAUAAAGACCUUGUUCAUUCUGGCACCAAAUAUGGCUUCGAUGAUACCGGUAUGCAGGAAGCAAAAUACUGGUCCUGGGAAAAUUACAAGGCCAAGCAAUGUGAUAUUUGUGUUUGGAAAGUUUUUUUUAUUGUAUUUUUUUUAAACAUACAAUUUAUAUAAUAAAUAAUUGCAUAAAAGUUA
Messenger RNA from Xenopus laevis (African clawed frog), 931 nucleotides. RefSeq names its product peptidylprolyl isomerase H L homeolog (gene ppih.L). Gene Ontology annotation, molecular function: peptidyl-prolyl cis-trans isomerase activity; isomerase activity; cyclosporin A binding. The record is from RefSeq and is a predicted model, not a curated record. Lineage: Eukaryota; Metazoa; Chordata; Amphibia; Anura; Pipidae. The coding region runs from base 92 to 748 and encodes 218 amino acids. Gene Ontology annotation, biological process: protein folding. Gene Ontology annotation, cellular component: cytoplasm; nuclear speck. The transcript has 9 exons.